CAUUUACAUUCCCACUUUACACUUUCAAGCUGGUAUUUUUAGUAAUGUUAGAAUUCCUCUGCAAAAACAGCUAAGGCCACAAUUUUCUUCACAGCUUGCAAAUGGGCUUUUCACUUAAUGUCUGCUGCAAGGUUAUUUUGCAAGUGGCAGCUAUUCAAAAUAAAGUGGCUUGGGUUAUUUAACAUCUGAUUGCUGCUAUGACUCAUUUCAGCAGCAGAAGAGUUCUUGGACACUGCUUCAGAAACUUGUCCCUGCUGCUUUAUAUUGUGAGAAGGCAUGUGGAUACAAGAUGUUUUCUCGGGGAAGUAGCUGAGGCUGGAACUGGGAAGCUGCCUUACUAUGGAUGAUAAUUGAAUUAGGGAUUAGCAGGAAGUAAAAAGUGAGGUAGUGGGGAGUUCUCCAGGAUCCACAGCCCCUCAUUUCGUGGAUAAAACAACACUUCUCCUAAACUCUGUUUAACUCAUGAGGAAGAUGGAUGGAGUGUCUUCAUCCCCAGAACUAGGCGUGAGCAGAGCGUGUGACAAAGUUAAGGAGAAAUGUCUAUUAAACGUCAGUCACAGCACAGAACAGUCACAGGACGUGGUUGGGCUCCUGGUGAGCAGCUCCAUGCGGCAAACCUUUAGCCAGCCUUUAUCUUUGCUCUCCAUUCCAUUCCAGAGCGCUGCCUGCCGAGGACGCGGCAGCAGCUCAGUGCAUCAGCGCUGCUUUACACCGCUGAGGUCCCUCACAUGCUCCGCGGCUGAGGUCGGCCAAGGGCAGCGCUCGGGUGAUUCUCGCCCUGGCAGGACGGCGUGGUUUCAUCUGACAGCAGCACACACAAAACACCACCAGGUCCUUUCUUACACUCGGUCCUUUGCCCAUCACGGUGCUGACACUGCCGCGCAGAACCGACCCAACAUCUCACCCCUGCCCGUUCCAGCGCGGCCGCUGCCUCUUUAAGAGCUGCCGCCCGCCCCCCCGCGCGCCUCUUCCCGCCGCGCUCAUUGGCCGCCCCAGACGCCGCUCCCCUCCAGUUCCUGUUUCGGCCACCUUACCUUGUUGACGCCAGUCUCUGCCUCCCUGGCCUCUGAUUGGUCCGCUCAGCCAAUGUUUGAGGCGGCGAUUGGCUCGCGCCCGCCCCGCCCCGCCCAGUUGAGGGCGAGUGCCGCCCUCUCCGGCCCGGCCCUUGUUGAUUGGCCGCGAGGGCGCGCCCCGCGCGCGGCGAUUGGCUGCGGCGCGAGCAGCAGGGUGGGCUGCGCGGGCGGGCAGUGGCGCGGAGGCGGCGGCGGGGCUGGCGCGGGGUGUCCGCCCGGCGGAGGAUGGUCCCGGCGCUGGGGCCGCCGCGCAGCGCGCCCGGCCCGACCGUUAUGGAUACAUGGGAAGAUUUUAACGGAGUAGAUGAAAAAUGGUGGUGGAUCCUGGAGGAGUCUGACAGCCGCAAAGAGAUAAUUAGGAUGCUCUCUUCUCCGAAACCAUGCCAGAGAUGACAGAGAAUGAGACACCUACUAAGAAGCAACAUCGAAAGAAAAACCGGGAGACACAUAAUGCAGUGGAGAGACAUCGAAAGAAGAAGAUUAAUGCUGGGAUAAACAGAAUUGGAGAACUUAUUCCCUGCUCUCCAGCACUUAAGCAGAGCAAGAACAUGAUCCUGGAUCAGGCUUUUAAGUAUAUAACAGAAAUGAAAAGACAGAAUGAUGAGCUUCUGUUAAAUGGAGGGAACAACGAGCAGGCUGAAGAGAUAAAAAAACUCCGGAAACAGCUGGACGAACUGCAAAAGGAAAACGGGAGAUACAUCGAGCUACUGAAAGCAAAUGACAUUUGCUUGUAUGAUGACCCUACAAUCCACUGGAAAGGAAACCUCAAAAACGCCAAGGUCUCAGUUGUUAUUCCCAGUGAUCAGGUUCAAAAGAACAUCAUUGUCUAUUCAAAUGGGACUCAACCCAAUGGAAAUAACCAGGGAGCAUCUGUGCAGGGAAUAACAUUUAAUGUUGGUCAUAAUUUACAAAAGCAAACAGCCAAUGUUGUGCCAGUUCAGAGAACUUGCAACCUAGUGACUCCUGUGACUAUUGCUGGUAUUUAUCCCACAGAAAAUAAGCCAUGGUCACAACCUACAGUUUCUCCACUGGCAUCCGCACAGACGGCUCCAGCAGGGAACGUUCUGGAGCUCACCACCACGGAGAACGAGCGAGGUGUGCCCACCGCUGCUCCUGCCAGCUCACAGAGCACACCUCGACCUGCAGCAGAACAGGAACUACAGUGCUCUUCAAAUAAUGCAUCUCAGAAUGAGCAAAAUCCACCCAAAAGUAAAAACAAUGAGGAGGGCGCCAAAUCAACAAAGAAAACACUCCCACAGGGAACCAGCCUUCCUUCCAGUGCCUCUGUGGAAACCUCCCAAGUUCAACAGGUGAAUGCGACUUGCUCAAACACACAGAAUUCCAGGAGUGACCUCCAGGAGAGCUGUGCCAUUUCAACCACAGACACAGCUUGUGUGCCACCUGAGAGACUGUCUGCUGCAGAGAGCUGCUCUUCUGCAAAUGUGCUCAAAAGUACGGACGUGGUCAGCAGUGCUGGGACGCCUGCGACGUCUGCAGCAGAAGGAGUUAAGGCUGUGACAGCAAUAAGCACUCUGGCUGCCAGUCCCCUGGAGAACUGCUGGUCUUUUUCAGGCUCUUCAGGUGUUGGCACUUCAGAGUUGAAAAACAUGAGUAGCCUUACCCGGAUGCCUUCAGCUGGGAACACACAGACCACGUGGACGACUUUGCAGCUGGCAGGAAACACUGUUCAGCCGCUGAGCCAGACACCCUCUGGGAUAAUGACUGCCCUCCUCAACGAGCCAGUCAAUGGUGCUGGGACUGUGUCUUCUGCCCACAGCAGGCCUUUGACUACAAGUAUCAGUUUGCAUGCUUCUCUGCCUGGGGAUGGCCAGGCAGCUGAACAGAUUGUAGUUACCUUGCCCUCGUGCCCACCUGUACCUAUACAGCCUUUAAUCAGCCAGCCACAGGUUAAAGCUCAGGCUGCAGGAAGUAUCCUUCCAUUAAACUCAGCUAUGCAGGUGAUUCAGAUGGCUCAGCCAGUUGCCUCAGCUGUGACAGGAGCACCAGCUAACCAGAAUGUCAUCAUUCUCCAGCCUCCAAACCCUGCUCCCUGCCCACCCAUUGUGAGAGCAGAAGUUCCCAGCCAAAAUGUUAGUCAGCAAAUUGUAAUUAUACAAGCUGCAAAUCAGAAUCCUCUUCCUCUCCUCUCUGCUCAGCCUUCUGCUUCUGUAAGAGUUCCCGUGAAUGGGCCGACUGCAGUCACCAACUCCAGCGGCUCCAUGCAAAAUGCCUCUCUUCCACAGACUUUUGGAGGGAAACACCUUGUCCAUAUAUUACCAAGGCCAUCUUCUUUGCCAUCUUCUAGCUCUACACAGACAUUUUCAGUGACCAUGUCCAGUCAACAGCACCCUCAGACUAUCUCAUUAAAUGGGCAGCUUUUUGCAUUGCAGCCUGUGAUGUCUUCAUCUGGAGCUUCAAACCAAGCCCCUAUGCAAAUUAUUCAGCCCACCACCAGCGAAGAUCCAAAUACCAAUGUUGCCCUCAAUACGUUUGGUGCUUUAGCUAACCUCAAUCAAAGCAUAUCGCAAAUGGCUGGACAGAGCUGCUUGCACUUGUCUCUCAGCCACCCCACCAAUCCUGCAACUGUCAAUAACCAGAUUGCCACAGUCAACUGCGUGUCAUUGCCAACUUCUGUGGCAUCUUCAGUGCCUGCAGAGGUUUCGGUAUUAACCAGUGCAUCUAAUUCCAUAAAUGCUUCCCCACAAAAAGCGGCUGCUGGCUUGCCAUCCGGUGCAAAAUCAAAAAGGACAAACAAAAAGCCAAGCACAAAGAAACACCAAGCAGUCAAUAAUAAAGUGUCCUGCCCAGCAGUUCCCUGCAAAGAUGCAGGGAAGGUGGACUGUGCUCCUGCAGAAGCAGUGGCAAAGCCUUCAAAUGGCGAAGGGCUGCCGGAAAACGCCCCAGCAGCGUCACAGGCUGUCACCACAUCGCAGGCGGGCGGCACGGCUGCACCGGGCGGGGUCAGCAUUUCUGACUCUCCUUCCAAAGAGACUGCGAGCUCCAAACAGGCAGUGAAAACCCCCUCUGCUCCAGAGCUGAGCUCGGCAGAGGUGCCUGCUUCCUCACCGCUGCAGUCUGUAGUGUCAGAGCAGCUGCUGCUCGCUCCACCACCAGCCAAAGAUGCUGCCCCUCGCCAGCAGGCCCAGGGAUCUCAGAGCCACCCACCGACUGCCUCUGUCUUGUCAGGGUCUCCCAAACCCUGCGAACCCCCCAACACCUUAACAUCCUCCCGUAAAGAAGGACAGGUGACACAUUUGCAGGUUGCAAAUGGGGCUUCAGCAGUACAGAGCAACACAGCAGGUCAUACUUCCAAGGCAGGAAUGAUUUCAGAGUCCUGCAACAUUGCGCAGGAUUCCUCAGUGGUAAUGCAAGAUGCAGACUUGUUAGAAGGACAGGGUCUAACAAAAAUGCUGUCUGAUCUCACAAAGGAAAGAACAGCUGUGGAAAAAAACUCUUCAUUUACUGUUCAGGGGGAGCAUUCUAAUUUUCCUAUGGAAAACUCUAAAUCAGCAGAAUCAAAUGUUGAUUUGCCUGAGAAGCAGGAACUCUUGCUGAUGAAUACGGAAAGUGACACUCUCUCCCAGUCUCACUCCUGCAUCUCUGAUCAGGAAGUAGUCAGUGCUUCCCUUAUCACUAGCAGGCAGGCAGACUCCCCCAUGUCAACCAGCUCUGGCAGCAGUCGAGGCUUCUCAGUGGCAUCUAUGUUGCCAGAUUCCACCAGAGAAGACGUCACAAGCAGCACCUCAACCAGUACCUGUAACAGCUGCACAUUUUCAGAACAGACUGACAUUGUAGCUCUUGCAGCGAGAGCUAUUUUUGACCAGGAAAGCCUUGAGAAAGGUGGAGGGGGAAUUCAGGUUAACACGAGGGAUGUCAUCUCUAAGUCUGAGGUUGCACCUUUGGAGAGAGAGCAACAGCCUUUUAAACCUCAGUCAGUGAAAGAAAACAACACAGGGCCUCUGGAAGCAGCACCGAACAAAUUCAGUGCUCGUGAAACAGUACAGACAAAUGUCGACAGGCAGGCUGAGAAGCCAAGUUGCUCUGUAGGAGGUGUGGAAACAUCAAACACUCCUUUGCAGAUUUCCACUUCCCAGACACCCAGCAUAACCAGUCUAAGUGUGAAUAAUCUGAUACACCAGAGCCGCAUUGUCCAUCCCCUGGUGAGUUGCUCGGGUUUAUCCCAGUCUUCAGAGCCUGCAAGUGUCCCUGCAACUGUGAGCCUCUCCCUUCCAUCUAGCACAUACAUCAAUCCGUCUCCAGGACCUGUUCUGAUGAGUGAAUAUUCUCAGGAACAACUGAAUGCUAUCAGGGCAAGCACCAUGCAGGCUCCCCAGCUGCAGGAAUCACACUUAAAGCAGCAAAACCAUGAAGGUCGCAAAGACUCUGCCAAGAGGGCCGUUCAGGAUGACCUUCUGCUUUCCACAGCAAAGAGGCAAAAGCAGUGCCAGACAGCACCCAUAAGGCUUGAGGGGAUGGCCCUGAUGAACCGAACACCAGAGGGUAUUGCUGAUCAGACACAGAUGCUGGUUGGACAGAUUCCUCCUAAUUCAUCCAAUUCAGUGGCACCAGUGAGCAAUCAAGGGCACGCUGAUGGCCUCAAUAGGUUAUUCCCACCUAACAGCAAUUUCGUAACGCCGGCUUUGAGACAAACUGAAGUUCAGUGUGGUUCUCAGCCACCACUUUCCGAGCAGCCAGGCCAGGCAGGGCAGCACUUGCAGCCAAUUCAACAUGUCCCUGGCCAAGGCAUCUCUCACCUUCACAGUAAUCACCCGUACCUGAAGCAGCAGCAGGCGGGGCAGUUGAGAGACAGGCACCACUUGUACCAGCUGCAGCACCACGUCACUCACGGGGAAAACUCAGUCCACUCUCAACCCCACAGUGUUCACCAACAGCGAACGAUACAGCAGGAGGUGCAGAUGCAAAAGAAACGAAAUCUCAUCCAGGGAACGCAAGCCACACAGCUUUCUCUGCAGCAAAAACACCAUGGAAGUGAUCAAACACGGCAGAAAGGUGGUCAGCCCCAUCCUCACCACCAACAAAUGCAGCAGCAGAUGCAGCAGCACUUUGGAGCUUCUCAGCCUGAAAAGAACUGUGAAAAUCCUGCUACAAGCAGAAACCACCAUAACCACCCUCAGAGCCAUAUCAAUCAGGAUAUUAUGCAUCAACAGCAACAGGAUGUUGGCAGCAGACAGCAAGGUUCCACUUCAGAACACGUGUCAGGGCACAAUCAGAUGCAAAGACUUAUGACUUCAAGGGGCUUAGAGCAGCAAAUGGUGUCCCAGGCCAGUAUCGUAACCAGACCAUCAGAUAUGACAUGCACCCCUCACAGGCAGGAAAGAAACAGAGUUUCCAGCUACUCUGCUGAGGCUCUCAUUGGGAAGACACCCUCUAAUUCGGAGCAGAGAAUAGGGAUAUCUCUCCAAGGCCCUAGGGUUUCUGACCAGCUUGAAAUGAGAAGCUAUCUAGAUGUUUCUAGAAGUAAAGGGUUGGCGAUUCAUAAUAUGCAGGGCCGCUUGUCGGUCGACCAUACAGUUGGCUCAGAUGUGCAGCGUCUUUCUGACUGCCAGACAUUUAAGCCCUCUGGACCCAAUCAACAACCGACAGGCAAUUUCGAUGUGCAGGCUUCAAGAAACAGUGAAAUUGGCAAUUCUGUGUCAUCCCUCCGGGGCAUGCAGUCACAAGCGUUCCGAAUCGGUCAGAAUGCUGCGCCAUCCAUAGAGAGGCAGAAGAGACUGCCCUACCAGCCACUACAGGGUAUUCCAACCGGGAAUACCCUGCCAUCAAGGGAAAAUGAGAACACGUGCCACCAAAGUUUCAUGCAGAGUUUGCUCGCCCCUCACCUUGGAGAUCAAGUCAGUGGAAGCCAAAGGUCAAUCCCAGAACAUCAAAGGAACACGCAGUGUGGUGCCUCCUCCACAAUCGAGUACAACUGUCCCCCAGCACGGGAGAGUGUCCACAUCCGAAGGGAUGGUGAUGGCCAGAGCAGGGAAAGCUGUGACAUGUCCAUUGGAGCAAUUAACACAAGGAACACUUCACUGACUAUUCCUUUUUCGAGUUCUUCUUCCUCAGGAGACAUUCAGGGUCGCAAUACAAGCCCAAACAUCUCUGUGCAGAAGUCCAACCCCAUGAGGAUGUCGGACAGUCAUGGAACUAAGAACCAUAUGAAUACACCCGUUUCCAGCAAUAUGCAUGGAGUUGUGAGGCCAACUCACCCUCACCCUGCAGUGUCUCAUGGGAAUGGCGAGCAAGGGCAGCCUUCUGUUCGUCAGCCCAAUUCUUCGGUCACUCAGCGCUCGAGGCAUCCUCUGCAAGACAAUGGAGGUUCUAAAAUACGUCAGCCCGAAAGGAAUCGAUCAGGAAAUCAGAGACAUGGAAAUGUCUUUGACCCUAGUCUUCCCCAUCUUCCUCUGUCCACCAGUGGCAGCAUGAUCCUUGGGCGCCAACAGUCCACGAUAGAAAAAAGAGGAAGCAUUGUCCGAUUUAUGUCUGAUGGCCCUCAAGUGUCCAACGAUAAUGCGGCCCCUGACCAACAUACUCUCUCCCAGAAUUUUGGAUUCCCUUUUAUUCCGGAGGGUGGCAUGAAUCCACCAAUAAAUGCUAAUGCUUCUUUCAUCCCACCAGUCACUCAGCCUAGUGCCACUCGGACACCAGCUCUAAUCCCAGUUGAUCCUCAGAAUACACUGCCAUCCUUCUAUCCACCUUACUCUCCUGCCCACCCUACCCUCUCCAAUGACAUUUCUAUCCCUUACUUUCCCAAUCAAAUGUUUCCAAACCCAAGCGCGGAGAAGCCGAGCAGUGGAGGUUUAAACAAUCGAUUUGGAUCCAUUUUGUCUCCUCCCAGGCCUGUUGGUUUUGCUCAGCCAAGUUUUCCUUUGCUUCCAGAUAUGCCACCAAUGCACAUGACUAACACAUCUCACUUAUCCAAUUUUAACUUAACUUCUUUGUUUCCAGAAAUAGCCACAGCUCUUCCUCCAGAUGGCUCAGCAAUGUCGCCUUUGCUUUCCAUUGCAAACACAUCUGCUUCAGACUCUUCCAAGCAGCCCUCAAACCGCCCUGCCCACAAUAUAAGCCAUAUUUUAGGUCAUGACUGCAGCUCAGCUGUAUGAAAACCGGCAGACUGACUUCUGGUCUGAUGUGUUGUUUAUAUAUUUAAGAAGAAGGAAGCAGAUCUUACCUGGAGACACCAUUCAUCGCAUCACUGUUUAUUUGCCUAAAUGUAUGUAUGUGGUACUUUCCAUAUUUAAAUACACAUCAUAUUUCCACCCACCUUACUAACUCUAAAGCACCAGUGCCUAUAGCAAUGCUUACUUACUAGGAAAUGGUAAGGAUGCAAUAUUGAGAGCUGUGCAAAUAUUGGUUGUUGAUUUUCCAACAAUCAAGUUUGAUGUCCAGUUGUCCCAAGGUGAGGGCCGCCUUCAGUAAUUCAUGGAGUGAGAGCAUCUGUAUGGGACAUAGGAAACAAGUGCUACAGGUGGUGGUUUGUUCCUGAUGUGUUUACCUGAAACUGCAUAGGAGCUUGGAAUGGUUUGGGUUUCUCUUUUUCCUUUGUAAAAUAUCUUCAGGAGCUCCAACACAAGUCAAGUCUGUGUUAACCCAGUGCUGAUUGGAAAAGACCUUUGUUGUGCAGCUUUUGUCUGUCAAGCUUGUCACAUGCACUUGACUUAAGGCUGACUUUACCUGGUGAAAAUUACUGUGUGCUCCCAUGGUAAGCAAUUAAAAAUACUGUUUUAGAAAAUUUAGAUUUCUUUAACCCAUGACUUUCUGUUUCCUAGAAUCGUGUUUGGAUCUGUUUCAACAGUGGCUUCAGUUACUGCUGAACUCAGUCAGUGUUUCAGUGUAGCUCACAACUCCUGGUGCAGUCAGCAGAGACAGCAGCAAUGUUUGUUGCCAUUUCAUUGUUGAUUGCUGCAAGUUACCUCAGGGUGGGUUUUGUACUUUGUUUAGCACCUUCUGAAUGUCUUUUCCCCCCCCCCCCCCUACUUUCUUUGGCCCAUGCUCUAACACCAGCUUUCUGCUUUCUGUGAGUGACGGUCCUUUGUUGUACCAGGCAGCACAUAGGAAGAGGACUGAGCCUGUCACAUCCCACAAAAUGAGUGGAGAUUUCUGGGGGCACAGUUUUUACUUGAUAUUGCUAAUAGGAUUGAGCCUGAGUUAAUAUCAGUACUCUGCACUUGAAUGCACCUUUUAUCUAAACCUGUGUGAUUGCGGCUGAAGGAGGAAUAUGGAUGAACAUGGAUGGGUUGAAGGUGAAAUACACAGGAAGACAUUGGAAUUUGAAGAAGGAUGAUGUGUUUGUAGAUGCAUGAGAGAUGGAGUGAAUGUGUGUGUGCUGGCUGAGUUUCCAGUACUUUCACAAAUUUGGUUCUAAUUCUUUUGAAAGAAAGGGAAGAAUUAGGUAAAUUUUAUUUAUUUAAUGUCUCUGCAGUGUGCUUUUUCUUCAAACAGGGCAGAAAUAUUUGUCUUUUAUGUGUUUGGAUGUACCAUUCUGGGUUUGAUUCUUCAAACACCAUAAUAACUUUAGGUUCCCUGGCAUGCAGUCAUCCUCUGCUUGUGCAUUGCUCACCAGUGCAUCAUCUUGUUGCUCCUGGGACCUGUCAGAAGCUUCUGGUGAGGACAGGGACAGGAGCAGGCUCCCUGCGAUAUUUAAUUUUGUUUCUUUUUCUGUGAAAGAGGGAAAGAUGUUCCUCCAUGUCCACGAACAGGACCCACAAAGAGGUACCUAGAACAGUUUUCCACAGCUUGACUGCCCAGACUUUAGUUUUGCUAAGCCCUUUUACACUGAUCCAGGAAAGUAAGGAGGCUUUAACAUCAAAAAUAAUUGGGCUGUGUCUGUAGUUUGUCCUCACAAUGUCUCUGCUCUUGUAACCUGUGGUCUGGUGUUGUCCUGCAGGUGAAGUAAAACAGUUCUGAUCCUGGUUGGGAUUCAUAGAAUGAACUAGGUUGGAAAAUACCUUUGAGAUCAUCAAGUCCACCUAUGAUCUAACCUAACACCUCCUCAUCAACUAAACCAUGACACUGAAUGCCAUGUCCAGUCUUUUUUUAAACAUGUCCAGGGAUGGUGACUCCAACCACCUCCCUGGGCAGACAGUUCCAUUGCCAAAUCAAUCUUUCAGUGAAUAAUUUUUUUCUGACAUCUAACCUGAACUUCCCCUGGUGUAGCUUGAGGUUGUGUCCUCUCAUUCUGUCAGUGGUUGCCUGGGAGAAGAGACUGACCCCACCUGACUACAGCCACCUUUCAGGAAGUUGUAGAGAGUCAUAAUGCUUCCCCUGAGCCUUCUUUUCUCCAGGCUAAACAACCCCAGCUCCCUCAGUCAUUCCUCACAGGGCUUGUAUUCCAAGCCCCUCUCCAGCCUCGUUGCCUCCUCUGGAUGUGCUCAAGGGUCUCAGCGUCCUUCCUAAACUGAGGGGCCCAGAACUGGACACAGCAGUCGAGGUGUGGCCUCAGCAGAUACAGGCCAGGAUGUCAUUUGCCUUCUUGGCCACCAGGGCACACUGCUGGCUCAUGUUCAGUCAGCUGUCAAACAGUACCCCCAGGUGUCUUUCUGCCUGGAAUCAUGAUUUAAUUCAGGUGGAGCUUAUCUUAAGACACUAAGUGGUGCAUCAGUUCUCUGUUUCUUAUAAGUAAUUGAGUAUUUCAGUUCACAGCAAGGCAGUUUCUCUCUGCCACAGUGCAGUCACCACAUGCAGGAGUCAGGAAUGGGUCAGUUCUCAACCUCAAACUAGCUAAGCCAACUGCAGGUCUGGGUGUGCCCUGGUGAGACUCGAACAAAGGCGUGUCUGUAGUGCAGGAGGUGUCAAAGGGUCUGCCUCAGGUGGUGCGUUCCAUGACAAUGACUGUUCCAUGGGUUCUGGAUGGUAAGGAUGGGGAUUGAAGCAGCAAAAACUCUGUGUAUGACACACUUGUCUGGCCUUUGAGGAGGGAAGUAAACGCCCCCAUUCUUGUUCUCUUUAAAUGGGAUUGUGCGUGCAGCAAUGGGUUUGGCUUUCCAGACAAACUAAUAAAAAAUUAAGCCCUGGCUUCUAGGACUUUAUAUAAGGAUGCUAAUCCUGCUCAUCAUUCCAGACAUUCACAGAAAACCGUUCCCUCUGCUGGGAAAACUAUACUACUUUAUGAUGUCUAUGAAAACUGGAGAGAGCAUAUAAACUUAAAGCUGUUGCAAUGCUUGAAUGUCCACAGAUCCACUUGACCAGAUAGGAUUCAUCCCAGAGUACUGAUGGAGCAAGCAGGACAUACAGCAGGAUCCUGCUCGAUCAUCUACAAAAGGCCUAGGAUCUGGACAGGUCCCUGCUGACAGGAAGGUAGCCAGUGUUGUUCCAGUCUACAGAAAGGGCAUGAGGGAAGAAUACAGAGAACUACAGACUGUGAGAGUCUUGAGUUCCUGGAAAAAUUGUGAAUAUUAUACUGGGUACUGUUGAAAGGAGUUUAAGGAGUAAUGCAGCCAUCAGACACAGGCAGCAUGAGAUCACAAAGCUGAAGUGCUGUCUAGGUAAUUUGAUACUCUUCUGUGAUAAGGUCACCCACCUAGUGGGUGAAGGGAAGGCAGUAGAUGUAAUUUUUCUGCAUUUUAGUAAUGCUUUGGAUACUGUCCCUUACAGCAUCUGGACAAGCUGCUCAGCUGGGGGAUUAAUAAGUUCAUGGUGUGCUGGGUGAAGAACUGGCUGAAGGGCAGAGCUCAAAGGACUUAGAGUCAAUGGGGCUGAGUCUGGCUGGCACCUGGUGACCAGCAGUGUUGCUUUGGGCUCAGUUCCAGGGCCAGUUCUAUCCAGUAUAUUUAUCACUGAUCUGGAUACAGGAGUUGAACACAUUGGCAAGCUUGCUGAUGAUACCAAAUUUGGAGGUGCUGUUGACAUGUGCUUUGGAGAGGGAUCUGGAUAGCCAGUCUCCUCGCUCUCUGCAGCUCCCUGACAGGGGAAGUGCAGAGGGAGGUGCUGAUCUCUUCUCCCUGGGGUCCACUGGCAGGACACAUGGGAAUGGCUCAAAGGGGCACUAAAGGAGGUUCAGACUGGACAUUGGAAAGCAUUUCUUUACCAGGAGGAUGGUCAGACACUGGAACAGGCUUGCUAGAAGGGUAGUUGAUGCCUCAAGCAUGUUUAAGAGGCAUUUGGACAACAUGCUCAGUCCUGAAGUGGACGGAGGCACUCCAGGCAGCUGGAGUGGAUGAUCAUUAUAGGUCCCUUUCAACUGAAAUACCUGUUUUCUUAUUCCUCCGUAUUUACUGCUGUUGUCUCAAAGUUAAAUGCAGUCCUGAGUCGUCACAAUAGAAUAUGUCAACUGUGAUUUUAUUUGGGAUUUUUUAUGCUGCACAUCAUUUUCUGAAGAGGCAGUAACUGUCAGUAACUUUCACAACUCCCCUUUCUGUUACAAAGACAACCAAAACCAGCUCCUUCUCGCUCACAGGAUGCCUGCAGUGCAGGGAAUCACAGCACAGGCAUUUCAGCCAUACAAAGACUGUUGGGAUUUCACAGGACCUGCACAAUUUUGCAGGACCUGCACAAUUUUGCAGUGUGUGGCUGAGAAUUACUUACUGUGUGAGCUCUGGUCUUUGGAGGAUUGUAUUUUGUUGUGACAGGGCACUUUGUCAUCCUUCUCAGGCCUCUUUCUGAAACCUGAUGAGACCAGGAUGGAGAAAUAUCAUUUCAUUCCCCUCCCUGAAUGUGGCAAUUUCUGUUGAAGUUCUGAGUCUCUUUACAUGCUGUAAGUGAUGCUAAAUGGUCCCAUGGCGUCGGUGUGGGAUCAGGAGACUGCUGUGACAAGAAAGGUAGGCAGACCUCUCUGUGAGGGCCUCGUAUCAAGACAUUCAUCCAAAUUCUGAUAUUUACACUGCUGACUGUCCUCUAGAUAACUUUAAUUACUUUCAACUUUAAUUGGAUCUGUUGUGUAGCCUUUUGGUGUAACUGACUGCCCAAGAUGGGCUUUCAGUGUUGAACCUGGCCUGGUCCUGUGGUCUGAGAGCAGCUUGUGGGUUUCAGCUUCUCUCAUGUUCAUGCUUUUUUGCCUUUAGGAGGAACAGUGAGGGACGGGAUAUUUCACAUCAAAAGAGAGGAAAUUAGAUGUUAAAUUUCUGUUAGUUUUUAAUUAUUAAAUUGUUUGGUGGUUUCCUUGUCACUGUAAACUAAUCCCACCUGCCAUUCCCUAUCCACCAGGCUUCUUGCACUUAGUCUUGUAUGUCAGUUUGUGGCACUGACAUGUCGGUGUCUCAGUCCUGCCCCAGGAAGGACUUUCCCCAGGCUCUGCUCACAGGAAGAGGAGCAAAUGCAACAUCUUACAAGUCCUUUUCAGUUUUCCUUUCCUCUCCCAUUGAACCUGUUGUACUUAGCUGUCAGGUUGAUAAGGCUCACCUUACCUUGAUCUGUGCUUGGAGAGGGCAGUUUGAAAAAGGAGCUUCUGCAGAUGGAAUGAUUCUGCUUUACUUAUUAUGAAAACCACUUGACAAAUACAUUUUCUUCAGCAAGCAUUGAUGACAUUGCUUGUCAAAACAUGACAGUUUUCUUUUCCUCCUGAGGACUACCCAGCAAUUAACAGUUCCUUUGUUUUUCAAUAUAUACUUGGGAAAGAUUUUAAGGUUUAGCUGCAGUUUGUUAGCCUGAGAAUGGCAUUUUCUCUUUCAUAAUACUUUUUCUGAAGAUUGCUUACACAGGUCUUUUUGCUUUGAUGGAAGGAAAAAUACCCAGUACUGCUUAAUUUAGAAAAACCAGCAGUGUAAGGGAAAGGCUGGGCACAGCUGGGGUGGGACUGCCACAGCAGACAGGCAUUUCAGCUUGGCCUAAAUGACUUCAACAAACACUAGUAAGUAAUAUUGGGCUGGAUUGCAUGUAUGUCAGUGUAGUCCAUAUUAAUCUCUUAAACAGCCUAGAAGAUUAAGAGCAGAGACAGCCUAAUAUGAAAGCAGGCAAUAAAACAGGAAUGUGUUAAUAUUUAUAUACAUUUUUCUUGAAAGGACCCCAUUUAGGAACAGUUAAAGAAAACAAGAACUGAAGUGAUUUGAGCUGGGGGCUGAGCCUUACUGGAAUGGGUUUUCCAGCUCAUGCUUCCAUCUUGUCACUGUGCUGCUGCCCAGCUGGGAGAGCACCUCCCUGAAAAAAAAAGCACGGUGCUAGUCUCAGCCUCCAGAACUUUGCACAGAUUUCCUACUGCACUUUAAAGCUGUGCUGCUGCUGCUGCUACUGUGGUUGGUGUCUGUAGUGCUGUUGCAGGAAACAAGUCAUGUGGCAGGGCAACUUGCAGAGAGCAUGGCUGGAGAAGAAGGGCCAUUUAAUUAUUUCUGGUCUCCUGUUGUCUUUUCACCUUUUCUGAGGUACUUGUGCAGUCCUGGCUUAAGGACUCAGUCAGACUCCCGCUGUUUGUGGAUGACUGAUUGUGCUAAGAGCUGUCAUCUUUUGCUGUUCCCUUCGUAAGUUUGAUGCUCAUCACUUUAAUAAUGAUCCCAUUUCCCUGGCAAAACAGAGUAGCAUUGAAUCUGUCUAUACCAGGUCAUUCAUAGUUGUUUUGUUUUCUGAUACAGUGCUAUAAGGAGAUCCAUUCUUUGCUAUCACCUGACCUGUUACCACCUACUGCUGUUCCCUUCUCCCACUGCCAUGAUCCAGCAUGGGUUGCAGACACAGGUUUGUGUGAGGGUGUUUUCAAUUUCCUACUGCCUCUGUAAUCUGUAAAUUGGAAACCUCAGAGCACCAAGGCUUUAUUCCCACUGAGAGGAGGUUGCUCUGUGAACUGGUGAGAUUUAGCAGAGGUUUUUUGUCCUGACAACACAAAUUCAUACUCUCUGCGAGCAAGCCCUGCUUAGUUACACAGACACCAUUUAUUAUUUGCUGAUACCAGUUUUUAUGAGAUAAUUUUUUUAAAAAAAGGCGCCUUUUUUUCUGCCUCACCAGAAGUAUCUUUAUGAGAAGGUUUCCAAGUCUGCAAUAUGUGCUGCUGUUCUGGCAGUCACAAAUGUGAAACAACAGAGCUCGUGAGGGUUUGCACCCUGUUCCUGCCUGCUCACUGUGAGAAGGGAAGCAAGUAUGGAUUUUGCCACAGGAGAUUAAUCAAAGAUGCUGUUGCCCUCCACAAUGUAAAUUAUUUAUAUUCAGUCCAGAGUAUUCUGCUGUGCUUCUGUUUUAUACAGCUGUAAAUGACUUGGAUACAGUCCCAGUGGAAAGUCCUUACUAUUUUGUAAUGGAAAAUAGGAACUCUGCAGUAGAAAUCUAUAAUGAAUGAACAGGAACAUCAUCUUCCAAUUGUAAAUAAGAUCUUGCUCUGUUUAUUUUGACAUCUUUUUACAAACGUGUUGCAUUCAGGUGUAAAUAUCCCAAACCAUGAUCUUGUUCAGAGUUCUGAGAUUUCUAUUGUUAAAUGUAAUACUUUGUUUAAUAGUUGUAAUAAUUAUUUGUAUAGAUAUGAACAUGAUAGUAUUUUAUUAAAAAAAGAGAAAAACA
Molecule: messenger RNA, 15488 nt
Organism: Prinia subflava (tawny-flanked prinia)
Lineage: Eukaryota; Metazoa; Chordata; Aves; Passeriformes; Cisticolidae
Gene: USF3
Product: upstream transcription factor family member 3
Exons: 7
Coding region: 1454-8179 (2241 amino acids)
Biological process (GO): negative regulation of epithelial to mesenchymal transition; positive regulation of transcription by RNA polymerase II
Molecular function (GO): DNA-binding transcription activator activity, RNA polymerase II-specific; RNA polymerase II transcription regulatory region sequence-specific DNA binding; protein dimerization activity
Source: RefSeq, a predicted model, not a curated record